Messenger RNA from Geodia barretti, 759 nucleotides. The record is from the annotation of a GenBank genome assembly. Lineage: Eukaryota; Metazoa; Porifera; Demospongiae; Tetractinellida; Geodiidae.
CACCGCCAAGCGUUGCCCAAGCGGUCCGAGCAGUGGCUGAUUUUUGCUCCAGACCUUAUUGUAGUAGCCGCUUACGGGCGAAUUCUCCCCACCCCGGUAUUGAAUCUGCCAAACCUCGGCUGCCUGAAUCUUCAUCCGUCGCUGCUCCCGGCAUACCGCGGGCCGUCCCCGGUCGUCGGCGCCCUGCUCGCCGGAGACGACACUACCGGCGUCACCCUGAUGCUGAUGGACGAGGGUAUGGAUACCGGCCCCAUCAUCGCCCAGCGCACUCGCGUCGUAGCUCCGGAUGACGACGCCGAUUCACUGACGGCGGCGCUCUUUUCCGACGGUUCCGACCUCCUGCUCCAAAACCUGGGCGAUUGGAUGACCGGCGCGAUAAUACCUCAACCGCAGGACGAUGCCCGGGCCACCUACACAGCCAAGAUCGAACGUGCUGCCGGCGCCGUGGACUGGGAGCUUCCGGCUGAGUUGCUGGCGCGUCGGCGGAGGGCUUAUGCACCCUGGCCAGGGCUAUAUACGCGUUGGGAAGACAAGGAGCUGAAAUUGCUGGAUGUUGCUGCCGCUGCGACAUCCGACAUCGCGCCCGGUUUGGUGGUCAGCGCCGACGGUACUGAAAUCUCAAUCGGAACCGGCGCGGGCAUCCUGACCGUCAACAAACUUCAGCUUGAGGGUCGGCGUCCUGCCACUGCCGGCGAAUUCCUCCGUGGUUACCCCCAAUUUGUGGGGGCGGAGCUAUCGCGCGACGGAGCCGGACAAUAG